UGGCAGCUUGGCCUGACUCUCCGGGGCUCCUUUCCCCGCCCCCGCCUGCUGCCCUCCCCUGGGCAGGGGGCUGCUCCGCCCGAAGGGCACUUGUGCUUGCCCAGGGUGCUGGAGGGGGAAACCGGCGGAGCAGCUUCCCCACUCUCAGUUGCGCGUCUGGCGAUGGCGAUCAGAGGUGCUGCUGCGCUCUCCGCUGGGCACUCCCUCCAUUAGCCGCGCCGCGCCGCGCCGUGCUGCGCCGUAGCUGGUGCCUCUCUCCCGGGUCACGGGAUCGGCCUCCCUUCCAGGCACGACCCCCUCCCCCGGCCCCUCGGCCUUUCCCCCCACUCCGCCAUCUCCGACCCGGGGCGCGCGUUCCCCCCGGCCCGGCUCCCUCUCUCCCUCCGGGGGCACCCGCUCCCUAGCCCCGGCCCGGCCCUCCCCGCAGCGCAGCACGGAGUCUCGGCGUCCCAUGGCGCAACCCACGGCCUCGGCCCAGAAGCUGGUGCGGCCGAUCCGCGCCGUGUGCCGCAUCCUGCAGAUCCCGGAGCCCGACCCCUCCAACCUGCGGCCCUAGAGCGCCCCCGC
This is a messenger RNA of Lagenorhynchus albirostris (white-beaked dolphin), 567 nucleotides long. It is a transcript of the gene HRURF, whose product is annotated as HR upstream open reading frame. The transcript is spliced from 2 exons. Bases 452 to 556 code for a protein of 34 amino acids. The record is from RefSeq and is a predicted model, not a curated record. Lineage: Eukaryota; Metazoa; Chordata; Mammalia; Artiodactyla; Delphinidae.